Lactuca virosa is the source of this 902-nucleotide messenger RNA. The record is from the annotation of a GenBank genome assembly. Lineage: Eukaryota; Viridiplantae; Streptophyta; Magnoliopsida; Asterales; Asteraceae.
AUGGUCAUCUGGUUUCCUAUAUCGACAUUCUUCUUCCACGAAGGAAAGAUAAAAAAUAAGUGCUCCAAAGUUGUGCUUGUGAUCUGGCUAAGUAUGAUUUUCAUAGUUAUACAGAUUUUCACCGCUACUUUGUCCUCAUGGUUAACUCUAGAUCAACUACGUCCUAGAUUGCCUCCAUCUUUUGAAAAUGCUGGAUACCAAGAUGGUUCCUUUUUAAAAGAUCUUAUAACCGAAAAAUACAAUUGUUCUGGCAAGCAGCUUUUACCUCUCAAAAGCGUUGAAGAAUAUAAAAGUGCUUUGACCAAUGGCAGCGUAAGUGCUAUUGUUGAUGAGCUCCCCUACAUCGAACUCUUUCUUGCUAAGUAUGGCUCUAAAUACAUGAAGUUUGGACCAAUAAACCAGGAAUCUGGAAUUGCAUUUGCGUUUCCACGUGGAUCUCCUUUAUUGCAGGACUUUUCUAGGGGAGUCAUUAAUGUCACAGAAAGUGAAACUAUGAUGAAAAUGAAGGAAAAAUAUCUUGGGUUCUCUCCUGCUGAUAAAUCACAGCCUAAUCAAGCCCCACCACAAAGUCUUGAUGUUCAGAGUUUUAUUGGAUUGUUCAUAUUCAUGGGGAUUGUUAUCAUAGCGGCUAUUGUCACAUCAGAAAUUUCGAUUAUGCGUAGAAACAAGAAAGUCCUUCCUAUAACAUCAUCAAGUGAUACAUAGAUCCAUUUAUAAAAUUACAGUACGUGGUGGGGCCAACCAAUGAGAAGAAACAGUUAUCUAAGCUGCAACAUGCAUGUAUUUCAAGACGAAUUCUGGUUAAGUUCACUUUCAUUUGCAAAAGUUGUGUUUCUUUCGCAUCAAACAUGGUACGGAAGAUCCCUAAUUAUUGAAUAGCAUGUAUAUAUUUAAGUAUGUGC